This is a messenger RNA of Pseudophryne corroboree (corroboree frog), 6578 nucleotides long. It is a transcript of the gene ZGRF1, whose product is annotated as zinc finger GRF-type containing 1. Gene Ontology annotation, molecular function: zinc ion binding; RNA helicase activity. The record is from RefSeq and is a predicted model, not a curated record. The transcript has 28 exons. Gene Ontology annotation, cellular component: site of double-strand break; cytoplasm; nucleus. Bases 584 to 6274 code for a protein of 1896 amino acids. Gene Ontology annotation, biological process: double-strand break repair; nuclear-transcribed mRNA catabolic process, nonsense-mediated decay. Lineage: Eukaryota; Metazoa; Chordata; Amphibia; Anura; Myobatrachidae.
CUGGCACAGAUUACUGUCGCCUCACAUCACAUGUGCCACGGACUAUGGGGGUCAUUCCGAGUUGAUCGCUAGCUGCCGAUCAGCCGAUGUUCGCUGCGUACCGAUCAUUUUUUAAAAACCUGCAAAACUACGCAUGCGUAUGGGGCGCAAUGCGCAAGGGUACAAAGAGCAUCGUUGUUUUGCACUGCUUAUAGCUACGAUACCAUUCGCACAGGAGAUUGACAGGAAUAAGGCAUUUAUGGGUGUCAACUGACUGUUUUCAGGGAGUGGUUGGAAAAACACAGGAGUGUCCAGGCGUUUGCAGGGCGGGUAUCUUGACGUCAAUUCCGGGACCUUCGUCGCUGCAAUCAUCGCACAGAAUAAGUAACUACACGGCUAGUCUUGUUCUGCACAAAAUGUUUUGGUGCUGCACAUGCGUUUGCACACUUGCAAUGCGUAAAUACACUCCCCCGUGGGCGGCGACUAUGCGUUUGCACGGCUGCUAAAAGCUGCCAAGCGUUCAACUCGGAAUGACCGCCUAUGAGCGGUCACUUAGUGACACACAGGUUCUCCAGCUUGAAUAAAUGGUUACUCGUGUGAAGCCAUGGCUGGUCAGGUAUUUACAGUUUUGUAUACUCAUCAGAAGACUAAGAAAUCUAAAGUUUGGCAAGAUGGAAUUUUGAAGCUACUGGGAGAAGGAAAUCAGGCUGUUUUAUACAGUGACAAAGGACAGCGCCUGGAAAGUGUUUUCCUUAAAACUAGCGAGGUGAGUCCUGGGGAUGAUCUGGAAAGUGACCGCUUCCUAAUCACUGUGGAGACAGAAGGAAAAGGCAGCUCUGCCUCUCAGAGCUCCACUGAGGAUAAGAAUGUGCCCAAUAUUAACAGAAAUGGACUGAAACCUGUUGGCCUGCGACCGCCGUCUGGUUUAAAGAGGAAAUUUAGUGGUUUUCAAGGUCCUCGUGAAAUUUCAAAGAAGCCAUCUGUAGUGGUGGAGGAACCUAUGACUACGUCGUCUUCUCAGCUAUCACAGGGAUGCUCUUCUUUGCCUGCCCGGCUGUACACUACAUCUCCUCUGUUUGCCGCAUCGUGCAGGGAUCGGUCAGACUCUACUCAGUCACCUGACUUCUGUCCUGACAGAAUUGUCACCUGGCGGAAUCCUGAUGUUAAUGGAGAUAACUUGUCCUGUAACUUUUCAGUCACUCCAAAGCAAACAGUAGAAAUAGAACAUGUUGCUGACGUAACCGUAGAAGGAGGCAAGAUUAAACAAAACAUACGAAGCGCAGCACAGAUUUUGGCUCUUUUAAAAUCCAAGCCAAAUGAAAUGGGAUUGUGUACCAACUUUGCUGAGCCAUGUUCUAAAGAACCACUGGUUAGAUGUAACAGUGAGGUGCUGCAGGAUGUAUGUACAAGUAGUGCCAUUGUAUUAGAGAGGGAAAAGCAUUGGCGACACCCUCAUGCACUUUCUCCUGUAAAACCUGUGACUAUCAAGAGUCGGUGGGAUAUAUACCUAGAUCAGUCCCAAGCCGACAGCACUGUUAAUAGCGACAACAAUGACUUAUCUGUUCUGUCUAGUAGCCCAGACAAGAGGCCCAAUGCUGGACCUGUUAUAUGCAUACAAGAUAAUGGGGCAAAACAUGAUGAAAUAAAAGAAGAAGACAUGUUUAAUUCAAAAGCUGAUAACCUCUCAAUUAAAGAUGACAAAGCUGCUGUUUUAGCAGAUGUCUUAAAAACAGACAAACUGCUUUUAAAUACUGACCAACAAUCUUAUGAUGUUUCCUGUAAGCAUGGCCUUAGUCAUAGACAAUCCCCUAUACCAGAAACCGUUACUACUUCUCCUAAUACAGUGAAAGUUGAUACUGAGAAUUUCAGUUUAGAUAAUGAUAAAUGCGAUGACCUGUUCUCAGAGGUCACAUUUAAUCUGAUGGAUAGUUUUGAUUUUACGGAACUAGAUGAUGAAAGUACAAAAUUGGAUCAACCUCCUUCCCAAAAUGUAUCAGCUAUGGCAAAAGAGGACUUAAUUGAGGACAAUAUCUUACAAAAGAAAGAGCCAGAUACAUGCGCUAUUCAUGUGUUGGAGGAAGAGAAAUCUAAUGAUAGUAGAUAUUGUACUGCUCCUGCGGUAUCUGGGAUUUCAUGCAAACUGGAAAGUGACUGUUUUAUACUUCCCAAUAUUCACAGCAUGGCAACAAGUGGUCAUUGCAACAGCGAGCCAAAGGGAAUGAGUGAGAACAAUAAAAAACAGACAUUGGAAAACUCUUUGCCAUUAAUUAAUAACAGAGCUAUAGAGAAGGAAGGUCAUAUUUCCAGCAGUCAGUCAGCUUUGUGUUCAGCUGAUCCUUCAAAGCAGGAAGCUACACAAAUUAGUCAUGAUUUCAGCUUUGGAUACUGUAAGAGCAAAUCCCCACCUCCGUUACCAGUUACCAACAUACAGCAUUCAGCUAAAGAGAUCUGGUGUAAUGACAUGAUUACGGACUCACCUGAACAGUCACAUAUGGGAAUAAACCUUUCCCUCUUGAGAAGUCUGAGUAACCCUACCUGCGCUAUAGAGAGUCUAAGCGUUCUAAAGAUGAACUCCCCAUCCACAGAGAAGAAAAGAGACACUGAUGCAGAAACAUGCCUGGAGAGGGGAGCAGAUGAAGCUCUUCACAGGCCAAGUCACAAGGAGAUGCAGCUGCCAGAAGAUUACCAAGGAACACAUUUCUUUUCUACAGAGCCUAUCUUACCACCAGGGCUUCAUACCGAUGACAUGCCGCCAUCAUGCAGUCCCCUGCCUGGCUCUCCACAGCUGGCUUCACCCGGCUCUCCCCAGAAGAAAACCUACCAUAGUAAUUACUCCCAGACUGUAUCUGAGCGCAGUGUGGUGCUUCAUGACUCCGAUUCAUUGAAUUCUAUGAAAUAUCCCCUUCCUUUUUGCAUUGCGGGAACUCCAGGAUCAGACUGUGAUUGGGAGCUGUCACAGUGUUUAGUUAAUAAGGUGACAUCACCAACACAGGAAGAGUUACCCAAUCUGGAACGCCCAUUCUUUCUGCGGUCUAGAUGUGACUCUGGAGCACCACUGAGCAACUUGACAUCUUCUCCAGAGCAACAUAGUAUUAUGAACACAAAUAAGGUAUCCAAAGUUCGAUCCAGACUUCAGAUGCAAGUACCAGCAGCCCCUGCACCAAUAAUUGAUGCGUAUUCCAGGUUAAGACCUGUGGAUGAUGCAUUCAAUCCAUUUGAAUCUCCUAAAGACAGCAACCUCUCAUUAGGGGUUGGGUAUUGUAAAACCACCACCACAAGCGCUACCUUGAUUCCUGAUAUAAACGAAAGCAGGGGGGAGUUUUUUCUACAGAGCAGAGAAAGAGGCCCUGUAAUACUGAAACCGCAAGAAAAUUGUGUUGUGUCAGCACAUAUACAGCCAAGCAAGUGGGCAAAGUAUCAGAACGUUUCUCCCAGAUGCUCACAAAAUAUAGAUAAGAGAGAGGGUAAUGAUUUUUGUGCACAGAGUGUUUUUAGAAAUGCAGACGGAAUAGAGGGUAUCCAGAAUAAUGAGUUGGAAAUGGUGGCGUCAUCGCACAUUGGUCCCCUAAGGGACACACUUGGAUACCAGAAUGGUGAAAAUUCUGGACCACGUGUGCAGCUACUCGCCAAAUUCCUUGGCCCGGCUGAUGGAUCUUUACCUCCUGUGGGAAGAAAGAAAAUACCCUCUCGUGACACAGCAAAUGAGCAGAUCUGGCCAUCAUGUGAGCUGGGAUUUCCGUGUAGACAGGUUGUACUGUCUGUAUCCGUUCCUAAAAGAAAAGUGAAUAUCCCAGCUGUAUUCAAGUCUCCAGCACAUUAUAAGCAAGUUUUCAGGGCAUCACUUGCUGAGCAUUUAAAUAUAAUAAUGUUCGAGCUGUCCCAACGGUUGCACAAAGCUUUCUCCAAAGUUGACAUGUCCUUCUAUACGUCACCAAGUAGAGACGAGACAGUCGGAAACAAUAAAUCUGCUCCACACUGCCUGCACCAACAGCCUGCCAAGCUUGUAAUGGUCAGAAAAGAAGGGCCCAAUAAGGGCCGUUACUUUUAUACUUGUGAUGCCUCUAAAGCUGAUCAGUGUAAAUUCUUUAAAUGGCUGGAUGAAGUAAAGGGGACACAUCCAGAGAGAAUGAAACCUGACUCCAGAGUUGUCCUGGGGGAUAUGAAGAGCUUGUCUAGCUAUGUCAGAUGCCAGAAUAUAAAGCUGUAUGAGGAGAGCCAGCUUAUUAUACGGAGAAUGGCUACUUUACCAAGAAGACAGUUUGGCAAGUUUUCAAAAAUUGUGAAUGCGGAUUCAGAGUUUUGUGAUGCAUCAAAAACCAAACUUUAUCUUAAGCUUAGUAGGAAAGAUCUUUCUUCUGUUUACAGCAAAGAUGAUCUGUGGGUUGUUUCCAAGACCUUAAACUUCGAUUCACUGGAUACAUUCAUUGCGUGCAGUGUGUUCUUUGGUCCAUCCUCUAACAAUGAUAUAGAGAUUUGUCCUUUGAAUGGAUAUAGCCCUUCCAACUGGCCGUCAAAUAUGGUCGUCCAUGCACUGCUAGUGUGUAAUGCAAGCACAGAGCUGACAACAUCGAGAAACAUACAGGAGCACUUUAACCCAACCACACUACCUCUCAUGCCUCAUCUCCUGGCAAUGUCCGCUGAAACUGAGAAAGUUAAUAAGAUUUCUAGAGGGAAGUUCAAAUCACCUGCCAUUACUGCCAGAGUCCCCAACAAGUGUGAGGUUCCUGAUUACAACUAUGUGCUGAGUUUAGCAAUGGAGACGAUUAAACAAUUCUGUUUGAAUGAAGACCAAGGAAAAGCAUUACUACAAAUAGCACAUAUGAUGGCCGGCUGUGAUGGACACCAGAAACAACAGACUGCUCCCAUCACAAUCAUCCACGGAGUUUUUGGUUCUGGAAAAAGUUACCUACUGGCGGUGGUAGUAUUGUUCUUAGUUCAGCUAUUUGAAAGCCAUGAUCCUGCCAAAGAUCCUGGUUCAUCUCACUGGAAGCUUCUCAUCUCAUCAUCCACCAAUGUUGCAGUUGAUAGAGUUCUUCUGGGAUUGCUUGAUCUAGGAUUUGACCAGUUUAUUAGAGUUGGAAGCAUUCGGAAAAUUGCAAAGCCCAUCUUACCCCACAGCUUGCACACUGGGUCCGAGAAUGAAAGUGAGCAACUCAAGGAGCUUCUAGCACUUUUAAAGGGAGAUGACCUAACUCCUGGAGAAAAGGCUUGUGUUCGAAAAAGUAUUGAACUACAUAAACUGGGUACCAAUAAGACUCUGCUGGGACAGGUACGUGUGGUUGGUGCAACAUGUGCAGCAUGUCCUUUUGCUUGUUUAAGCAGCCUGAAAUUCCCGGUUGUGAUUCUCGAUGAAUGCAGCCAAAUGACCGAGCCAGCCUCUUUGCUUCCUAUUGCCAGAUUUCAGUGUGAAAAGCUGAUCUUGGUUGGGGAUCCCAAGCAACUGUCUCCCACUAUCCAGGGCUCUGAGUUUGCACAUGAAUAUGGAUUGGAACAAACACUUUUCAGUCGACUUUGCUUAAUGGGUCAUCCAACAGUUAUGUUAAGAACUCAGUAUCGCUGUCAUCCUGCUAUUAGCGCUAUUGCUAAUGAACUGUUUUAUGAAGGUCAUCUUUUAAAUGGAGUAUCAGGUGAAGACCGGAAACCUCUCUUAGACUGGUUACCCACUAUAUGCUUUUAUAAUGCCAAUGGCACAGAACAGGUGCAAGGAAACAACAGCUUCCAUAAUGUAGAGGAAGCCAACUUUACAGUGAAGCUUAUCCAGUCUCUGAUAGCAAGUGGGAUGCAGGGAUCCAUGAUUGGUGUAAUAACCCUCUAUAAGUCUCAGAUGAAUAAGAUAUCCUGUAUGCUUAGCUGUGCUGCUCAGUGUGACCCAGUGGAGGUGAAGGCAGUCCAGGUGUCCACUGUGGAUGCUUUCCAGGGAGCUGAGAAGGAAAUCAUUAUCCUGUCCUGUGUCAGAACAAGGCAGGUCGGAUUCAUAGACUCAGAAAAGAGAAUGAACGUGGCACUAACCAGGGGAAAGAGACAUUUAUUGAUUGUCGGCAGUCUCGCGUGCUUAAGAAAGAACAAGCUAUGGGAGCAGGUGAUCCAUCACUGUGAAAGUCAUAAGAAUGGAUUAAAACAUGUCAGUCAGUGUGACGAAAAGCUAAACACUAUUCUUAAGCUUUACCAAGAAAAGAAAGAAGAGGAAAUUUCCUGUGUGCAAAAGAAACCUGCUGCAACAACAGUUGUGAAGGGAUUUAAAGUUGUGGGAAUCCUCACCAGCUAUAAACUGUUUAAUUUCAUGGAGUACUUUUAAGACCUUAGUGAACAAGAGGACUUGGGUGGCUAAUGCCUCAUUUGCUUAGUCAGAACAAUUUCAGAAGGUGUUGCAGAAGGCACACUCAGAGCUCUAAUAUCUUCAUCACACCCUAGUUUCAACGCGUUUCGAUCCGUCAGGAUCUUCUUUUGGGAGCAGUAGAAGAUCCUGAUGGGUUGAAAUGCGUUGGAGGCCACUAACAAAACCAUUCAUACCCACACCAGGAGAAACCGAGCUACAACCGCUGAAAUUGUCGCACAUCGCAGUCAGUCACGUGACCGGAAACUAGGUAAAGGCAGAAGGG